AUGUUUACUGAUAUUGAAACAAUGAAUUGUUUGGAUUAGCCUCAUUCCAUCUAAAUUAAUACAAAUAAAGUUUUGGAUAUAAAUUGUUUUAGGACAAAAUGUGAUUUAAAAGAAAUUUAAAUCCAGAAAUAAGUGUAACUUUAAAAAAUAUUGUAUAACAAAGAGAGGAAUAAUAUUUCUGUAUAAUUUCUUAAGGAUAUAUUUCUCAUUAUGAUUUCAAGGCCUUCAUAAUGAUGAAGUAGACACAAUAUGGUGACAUCAUUUGCUGGAAGUAGUUCCAAGACUUGAUGAACAACAAUUUUCUUCAGUUGAUGUGAUAUCUUAUGCCAGUUUCAAUGACCGAAACUAUGGCAAGACGGGCCUUUAACUUUAAUACGGUAUCGCAGGCCCACCGUGAUGUUGUAGACGACCGAUACCGAGAUCUCAGGCGACCAAGGAAAGUGCGUUUUUUUGUUAACGGAGAUCGCUACUUUAAAGGAAAGAAAUUAUACAUAACUCCACAUCGUUAUUUUAAUUUCAAUGAUCUCCUAAAUGACCUGACAGGAAAACUUCCGUCCAAUUUGAGCUUGCCAUACGGUGUGCGCCAGAUUUUUACGCCGGCCAGCGGGCGACGUGUUGUUGAUAUCGAGGACCUUCAGGAUGGCCAUGCAUAUGUUUGUGCUGGAUUUGAAGGAUAUAAACCAAUUAAAUAUGGAAAAGCUGAACUGGAACCUUGGUCUUUAGGUUUUACUUCAGCGGACACAAGAAAGACGGCUUUGAAUGCUCGCCACCACCAACAUGAAAAUUUGGACACAGACCAGAACUACACACAGGGCUUUAGUUACCGGCCCCGUGUGUAUGGAAAUGCCUUCCAUCCAGGAAGGUAUUUUCAGGGUCGGAUUACUGAUGGGCAGCAGCAACAACAUCGAAGGUAUCCUGGCGCCUUUGGUCCUGCAAAUCGGAACAGUUACUUAGCUAAUACAGAAAAUCAAGUACCUCUGAAGCCUAAAGUUAUAACAAUAGUAAGAAAUGGGCCCAAACCACGAAAUAAUGUUAAAAUUUUGCUUAAUCGCAGAAGUGUUCAGUCUUUUGAGCAGCUUAUGAAAGAUAUUUCAGAAGCCUUUGGGCCAAAGUGGAAAUCCAAUAAAGUUAUAAAAUUGUUUACUACUCGGGGACGUGAAAUUCAAGGAGUUGGAGAUUUUUUCCGCGAUGAUGAUGUGUUUAUAGGUGUCGGAAAUGAACAAUUGACUGAGAGUGACGUCCAUGACAUAAUUGAGGAAAUUUAUCCUGACAGUCCUUAUGCUAGAAAUAUUAUGAAAGACUUUGAAAGACAAAAGAAGAAAAGACUAGCUCAGGUUGCUAAAGAACAAAUAAGAGAUAAUGAUGCAGACAAACGUGAUAGCGGUUUUGGAGAAGGAAGUGAUGGGAGUAACCGAGAUCCUGAUCAGGAAUAUGUUCUGUACAAAGGUCGGCAGUCGGAAAAAGGUCGGAAACGAAAUGAGUAUCCAAGGGAUUUAGAGGUUGCCAUGAGAUUAGAUAGAGAAAAAGAAAAGGCUGCUCAGGAUGAAAAGGAUAGAGUAAGCAAACAGAGAAGAAAGAUGAUCGAUUCAGAGAGAAGAGCUGUAGAGGAGGAAAAUCGCAGGAAGAGACAAGUGCCAAGGGGACAGGCAGAAGAUCCAUUUAGGAAGAUGAAGGAACAAAAAGAAAAAGAGAAAGAAGAGAUUAGAAGAAGGAGGGAAGAAGAAAGAAAGAGAGUUGAAGAGGAUGAGAGACAGAGAAAAGAAGAGGAGAGACAAAGAAGAGAGAAAGAUAAACACGAUAGGGAACAAGCGGAACAGGCAGCGAGAGAGAGGCAAGCAGCUGCUGAAAGAGAAAAGGCCGAAAAAGAAAAAGAAAGGGCAGAGAAAAAGGCUCAGAGAGAUAGAGAACAAAAAGAGAAAGAACAUAAAGAAAAGGAGGAAAAGGAUAAACAUGAAAAAGAUAAGAAUGAAAAAGAGAAAGAUAUUAAAGACAAACAUCAUGAUAGAGAAAAACAUCAUCAUGACAAAGAUAAAAGUGAAAAGCAUCAUCAUGAUCAUGAAAAAGAUGAGAAAGGAAAAGUUUCUGAAAGGGAAAAUGAAGAUGAGAAAAAUAAAAUAGACAAUAAAGAAAAAGAAAAUAGGGAAGCUGCUGAGAGGGAAAAGCGUAAGAAAGAGAGAAAGAAACCACGAAUUGUGAGGAAAACUAAAUUAGAAAGACAAAUAAGCAGUGAUGAUCAUGUUCUGGCAAAAUAUGAGUUGGGUCGGACAUUAGGUGAUGGUAACUUUGCCAUAGUUAGGAUGUCAAAAAUGAAAGCUACGGGUGUUGAAUAUGCAAUGAAAGUUAUAGACAAACCAAAACUGAAAGGGAAGGAGCAUAUGGUAGAAAAUGAGAUUGAGAUUAUGAAGGACUGUAACCAUCCGAACAUUGUCAAAUUGUACGAGGAAUAUGAAACGGUAGACAAAAUAUAUCUGGUCAUGGAAUUAGUCAAGGGCGGUGACUUAUUUGAUGCUAUAACACAGAGUGUGAAGUUCGGAGAGGUGGAUGCCGCUCAUAUGGUCAAAGACUUGUGCAGUGCUCUUUUCUAUUUACAUUCGCGGGUCAUUGUACACAGGGAUCUCAAACCUGAAAAUUUAUUGGUGCAUCGAAACAAAGACAUGACAAUAUCGUUAAAACUUGCAGACUUUGGUCUAGCAAUGGACGUGAAGGAGGCUAUAUAUACAGUCUGCGGUACCCCCACGUAUGUGGCCCCCGAAAUCUUGUCAGAAAUAGGUUAUGGAUUGGAAGUAGAUAUGUGGGCAGUAGGUGUUAUAAGCUAUAUCUUGCUGUGUGGGUUUCCACCAUUCCGAAGUCCAGAUCGUAACCAAACGGAACUGUUUGAGUUUAUUAAAGCCGGGGAGUACGAAUUCCUUAGUCCAUAUUGGGACAACAUUUCAUCGAGUGCCAAAGACUUGAUAGAGCAUCUGUUGGUCGUGGACAAGAAGCGACGAUACACGGCCAUUGACGUUCUUAGUCACCCUUGGAUACUGUGCGGCGGAGACGUCUCAAGUGUGGAUGCCACAAAAAUAGACGAGAUGAGAAGAGCAUCUCGGAAAGAGAUGGAAACCCAAGCUGCUCUUAAUAGAGAAUCUUACCUCAAGAUGAAAGAAAAACGAGCGCAAAAUGGAUGAAAUUAGCUGUAGUUUUAGUCCAUAAAUUGUGCUAGUUUUAGAAUUCGAGCAAUGCUAAUACUGUUUUAGAUGAAACAUUUAUUCAACAGUUGUAAAUACACAUUAUUUUUAUUAUUUUUGCAGAUUGUACCCACAAAGGGCAUACACAUAUGUGGUGAUAACUGUUCAUGAGUUAAAGCUGUUAAGUUUGUUUUUUUUUUGUGAAAUUUUAUGUCAUCUGUUUGUUAGUUUUUCAGAUUGUCCGUCCAUUUUGAAACACUAUGAUUUAAGGGAUUCCAAUGAAACUUUACACAAGUGCCAAGCUUGAUAAGAUGGGUGUGUUUUGCACUCAAGUCAGAAUGUACCUUCAAGGUUAAGGGCACACCACUCCAGGGACACAAUCUGCACAUAUUUAAGUGUCAUCUUUUGUUUAAGAAUGAAUGAGUAAACCGGGCAUUGUAGAAAAUAAGUUGAGUUAGUAUCAGAAAAAGGAACAAAAGCAUUGUUUUCAUUGUAAAUUGUUUUAAGUGAUCAGUUUGUGAUAAUUAGACUUCUGCGUUGGACUGUUGAAAAUAUAUCGGGUCAGUAUACCAAUGCAGUAAUUAUAUGUAUAAUGCAUAAAAAUUUAUGUUUUUGAGGUAUAUAUGAAUUUUCGUUCAGCCUGUUUUCCACAACAAGUUUCCCUUUGGAAAUAAAGUAAAACAUUUUUUGUAACUGAGAUUUCAAUUUCAAUUUGUAAUUUGAACAUGUUAACCCUGAUCAUGCUGGACACAGUUGAUUUUGCCUCUGCGACCAGUGUAGAUCUUGAUCAGCCUGCACAUCCAUGCAGUCUGAUCAAGAUCUGCACUGUUCGCCACUCAGUCAGUAUCUUUUUGGUAUUCACCUCUUUUUAACAGCUAAUGGUACUGUCCAAAUUGAAAGAAGGACAAGUUCAUUAUAACAAAACAAAGGUGCGGUGGAUAAACCUUACACAAUUAUUCCAUUCCAAAUGAAAAUCUGUGAUAUUUUUCUGUAUGUUGGAUUGUUUGCAUGUAUGUGUGCUAAGAGUAUUUAUACAAGAUUAUAAUUUAUUAAUCUAUAGAAAUAGCAAAAUGAACAUUGUAUAUACACAUAUUGAUAUCACAAAGUUCGCUCCAACAGCAGAACUUAAAAGUCCUAAAUUAUUAAGUUGAAAAAGAAACUGUGAUAGCUUUAAUUAAGUGAACGCUUUAUUUUAAUAUUUAGUUUCAAAUAUAUAUGUAUGUUUUGAAAAACUUUAUUUACUUUAUAUUGUAAGCAGUUUUUAUCUGUAUAUGGUAUCAUAACAGUUAAACUUGACUUGCACCAUUUUAUUGGAUACAGUGUCUGUGAUAAUGAUUUAUUUAACGGUAAUUUUGUUGUUGUUGUUGUUAAUAUUUUAUGUAUUAACAGGUACGUGUAUAGAAAUAAGUGAUUUCUGAUAAUAUGUGCAUUUUACUUCUAUUAUUUAUAGAACUAAAGUUUAUUAUUUGUGUCUUGAUGCCAAGCUACAGUUUUAGACAUUUUUGUGCAUCACUUGAUGCACAUUUGUUUUUGUAUGAAUACCUAAACUGGUGGUAAAUGCAAUUUUAAAUCAUUUUACCGUAGUUUUAUUUAAGAAAAAAAAUCAUGAUACAUAUCAUUCAGUAACAUUCCAUCAAUGUUUAAGACUUGACUUGUUCUGUUUUUGAUUAAAGGUGGCGAACCUGUAAUCACUGUCAGCUUUUUCCGUUUAUUUAUUUUUCCAACGAAAUUUCUGCAAUACCUGCUUUUUACGAAAAGGAAUGUGCUUGUAUAAGGUAAAUUAAUGGCUGGUGAAUGCCGAAAUAUGAUGCAUAAAUACCAAAUAACAGGAAAACAGCAGAAAUUUGAAUACACAAAUACGUUAUUGCAUGAAAACAGCUGAAAUAGCAUUAAUAAGUAUGUAAUCGCAUGAAAAUUUCCAAUUGUGAUUGCAGGUCCGCUGCCUUAAUCAGAUAUGUAUGCUGAAUUUUUCGAAACUUGUUUCAUCUGUAACAUAAAUUAUGUCAGAUUCUUUAUACAGCAUUAUGGUCAGUUGAUUGUUCAUUCGUAAAAAUAAUUCAUGCUUAUAUACGUAAUGAAAUUAUCGUUUUCGAAAUACAAACUUGGACCUCAUGUUUGUGCUGAUUUGUGAUAGUAAAUCCAAACGAAAAUGAAACAAAUGGCACCUUUCUAUUAAGUUUACUAUCUAACUCUGAAAUCAACAAAGUCAUGUCCAUUGAAAUAGUUGUUUUGUUCAGAAUCAAAAAUUUUAUGUCAGUGAAAUAAAAUGAUUCUGCAGAAAAUUGUAAUGAAAAAACUAGCUAAGUUUUUGUAUAUAAAUCAAUGAAAUAAGUGCAUGCAUUUUUAUUGACAGACACCAGGUGUAAGUGCAGUUUAAACCAGUUGAUUACUCUUAAAAAAACUCUUUCUACAUCUUUUUGUUCAUUUGUAAAAAAAAAAGUAUCAGCUAUGCCAGAAUUAAAGUAGAUGGAAAUGAAAGCAAAACAAGAGACAGUUUAGAAAAAAGUCCUGACUAUAAAACUUUAAACCACUCAAAGACAGUUAUAAAUAAUGAUUCCACUUUCACACCAGAUGAUUUUAACAUUUUUGCUGUGAUUAAAGGGGCACGUCUGCAGAUUUAUAGCAGUUUCUUUAAACAUAAAAAAAACAACUUAAAUUUGUUACAGAGUUGUAAAAAGAAAGUGAUUUGGUGAGUUUUAGAUUGUAUCUUUUUAUACAAACACUUGUGAUAUCUGCUUGAACUAUAGAAAAACUAUAUUUUGUUAUUAAUGCGCUAAAAUUUUAUGUAAAAUGAAAAGAAUUAGAUGUACUUUGUAUCGUACACAAUAAUGUCAAUUUUGAAAUGAUACUGAUACUUAACCGCCACUUUUUAAAUUUUUUAUGUUUGAUAAAAUUACUGAAAUAUUUCUUUGAUUUUGAGCAUAAAACCUGUGACUUGUUGAUUUUUUUAAAGGUACACUAAUAAAUAAUAUAAAAAUUUUGUCAAAACAGAUAACCCUAGAUUUAGCUCAUUUUGGGGCAAUGUUAAGGUUGUCAGAAUUAGUAAUUUUAUGAUUUGCCUAUGCCGUGAUUAAUUGGUGUAAUUAGCGCUUCGCUCUGGUAUACAUCGGAAGGCAUACCUCUUUUACAGUUUGUUAAAGACCCACUACUUUGUAUACAUCUGAAGGCGUACCUCUUUUACAGUUUGUUAAAGACCCACUACUUUGUAUACAUCUGAAGGCGUACCUCUUUUACAGUUUGUUAAAGACCCACUACUUUGUAUACAUCUGAAGGCAUACCUCUUUUACAGUUUGUUAAAGACCCACUACUUUGUAUACAUCUGAAGGCAUACCUCUUUUACAGUUUGUUAAAGACCCACUACUUUGUAUACAUCUGAAGGUGUACCUCUUUUACAGUUUGUUAAAGACCCACUACUUUGUAUACAUCUGAAGGCGUACCUCUUUUACAGUUUGUUAAAGACCCACUACUUUGUAUACAUCUGAAGGCAUACCUCUUUUACAGUUUGUUAAAGACCCACUACUUUGUAUACAUCUGAAGGCGUACCUCUUUUACAGUUUGUUAAAGACCCACUACUUUGUAUACAUCUGAAGGCAUACCUCUUUUACAGUUUGUUAAAGACCCACUACAUUUGUAUACAUCUGAAGGCGUACCUCUUUUACAGUUUGUUAAAGACCCACUACUUUGUAUACAUCUGAAGACAUACCUCUUUUACAGUUUGUUAAAGACCCACUACUUUGUAUACAUCUGAAGGGGUACUUCUUUUACUGUUUGUUAAAGACCCACUACUUUGUAUACAUCUGAAGGCAUACCUCUUUUACAGUUUGUUAAAGACCCACUACAUUUGUAUACGUCUGAAGGCGUACCUCUUUUACAGUUUGUUAAAGACCCACUACUUUGUAUACAUCUGAAGGCAUACCUCUUUUACAGUUUGUUAAAGACCCACUACUUUGUAUACAUCUGAAGGCGUACCUCAUUUACAGUUUGUUAAAGACCCACUACUUUGUAUACAUCUGAAGGCAUACCUCUUUUACAGUUUGUUAAAGACCCACUACUUUUUUGUGCUACCAUAUUUUGAUGUUUCAGUAUUUUUGCAACGUUUACGAAGUUGCUGCUUUAUUUUUGUUAUUGUAUUUUGUAAUUUAAGUUUUAUUUUUUAUUUCAUAGGUCAUAUAUCAAGUUAUUCCGCCCAGCCAUUUCUCAUUUAUACACACUUCUAGUUUAAGUAAAUAGUAAAGUAAAUUUAUGACUUGUUUUGAAGUAUUUUUUUAAGUUGAAAAUGUUUUUACAAGUGACAUAACAAUAGAUACAUUUUUUUUUUCAUUUUUAGCACCCUUUACAGAGGCUCAAUAAAAGAUUAGCACGUAAAUUAACAAGAUUUUUAAGUGUUAAAAUCAGUAUUUAAUGACAACAUUAUAAAUUUGGUUUUAGUGAAAUUUAUGUUUCAUGAGUUUUUUUAAUUCAUUGCUUUAGUUUUCACAUUUAAGUUUGAAUCUAUAAAACAUUAAAUUUUACAGAUGAUAUUCCAGAGAUCAGUGUGAUAAAAGCUUACAUCAAAUAUAUUGAACAACAUAAGAAAAUUUGCAAUUUCAUACUUGCAGUAGUUGUAGUAAAUAUUUAUACAUAAUAAUAAGUGUAUUUAAAAAAUGUGUCCAGUAAGUUACUUAUUACAUUGAAGACAUCAGAUUAAGGUUUUACAAGAAAAAUUUUAAUGCGUUUUUUUACAUUGUGUGAAAAUUAUGUAGUUUUGAAUUUUGAAAAAUAGGCCACUAAUUAAAAAAUGUACCCCUGUACAAGUAUAUAAAAUGUUACAUUUCUAUUAAUAGAAAAAUCUAUCUUAGAGUAGUGGAAAAGCUUUCACAAAAAACUAAGUUUGAUACUUAAAUAAAGUCAUUUAGUAAUCACAUUGGGAAAAGAUUUAAAAUAUAAGACAAUACCUUUGAUAUUAUACAACAUUGUAAAGAACUCUGAGGAUGGUAAUUGGACUCUUUUUUUUAAAUUUUAAGAAUAUCUUGAUUAAUUUUGAAUUUAUUGUCAAAAAUUUUGAUUGAUGAGGGUAUUUUCCAUCAUAAAUUUCGGCCAUUUAUUACUCUUAUCCUAAGUACAGAAAUAUUUAAUCAGUAGUGUAGUAAGUUUUAUUUUUGAUAGACUUAAUAAACCAAUUCAAUGGCUGAAAAAAAAAAAAGUUCAUUUACUUGGUAUUCAAGUUGGGCGGAGUCUAUCCCUUAUCAUGCUGGACACAAUUGAUUCUGCCUUUGCGACCAUUGUAGAUCAUGAUCAGUCUGCACAUCCAUGCAGUCUGAUCAAGAUCUGCACUGUUUGCUAUUCAUUCAGUAUCUUUUAGGUAAGCACCCCUUUUAACAGUUAAUGGUACUUUCCAAAUUGAAAGGUGGAUAAGUUCAUUAUAGAAAAUUAGCAGGGUAAGGGUUAAAGCCUACUUGUAUACAGAGGAACCUGGCUCUAAUGACCACUUGUUUCGUAUUGGUACAUUUGCAGUAUAGUCUAAUGUGUUGCCAGAGAGCUUCAUUCAUGAAGAUAAAGAUCACAUUCUGGUAUACAGACUUUCGAGUUUUUAAAGAUGACACUACUGUACUUUCAAAAAGGGACUGGUGAUUAAAACUUAUAGAUGUAUUGUUAAGUUUGAACAAAUAGAAAUAUUUUAUGACUUAACUUUAUAUUUAAUUCUUGAAUUUAUGUAAGAUUUAUUUUAGAUUUAAAAGAUCAGAAAGUUAUAUGAGCCGUGCCAUGAGAAAACCAACAUAGUGGGUUUGCGACCAGCAUGGAUCCAGACCAGCCUGCGCAUCCGCGCAGUCUGGUCAGGAUCCAUGCUGUUCACUUUCAAAGCCUAUUGCAAUUAGAGAAACCUUUAACGAACAGCAUGGAUCCUGACCAGACUGCGUGGACGCGCAGGCUGGUCUGGAUCCAUGCUGGUCGCAAACCCACUAUGUUGGUUUUCUCAUGGCGCGGCUCAAUUAUUAUUAUUUGAUUUUACUGUAGAUCUGGUAAAUUAGUAUACUUACAUAUACAUUCAGCAGCUGAAAUAGUAAAAGUUGUCUCACCUAGUUUGAACAUUGAUUUGUUUUUUUCAAUUUCUGUUGUUUACAGUUUUGAUGUAGAAAAGAAAUCAUGUCAUGUACUUUCAGUUUUGAUGUAGAAAAAUCAUGUUAUGUAUUUUUCAGAAAUAAACUCAUUAUCAUUC
This is a messenger RNA of Mercenaria mercenaria, 9363 nucleotides long. RefSeq names its product serine/threonine-protein kinase DCLK1-like. The coding region runs from base 324 to 3167 and encodes 947 amino acids. The record is from RefSeq and is a predicted model, not a curated record. Gene Ontology annotation, molecular function: protein kinase activity; ATP binding. Gene Ontology annotation, biological process: intracellular signal transduction; protein phosphorylation. Lineage: Eukaryota; Metazoa; Mollusca; Bivalvia; Venerida; Veneridae. The transcript has 8 exons.